Cydia amplana is the source of this 681-nucleotide messenger RNA. It is a transcript of the gene SdhD, whose product is annotated as succinate dehydrogenase [ubiquinone] cytochrome b small subunit, mitochondrial. Gene Ontology annotation, cellular component: mitochondrial envelope; membrane. Gene Ontology annotation, molecular function: succinate dehydrogenase (quinone) activity; ubiquinone binding; heme binding. The record is from RefSeq and is a predicted model, not a curated record. The coding region runs from base 82 to 627 and encodes 181 amino acids. The transcript has 4 exons. Lineage: Eukaryota; Metazoa; Arthropoda; Insecta; Lepidoptera; Tortricidae. Gene Ontology annotation, biological process: mitochondrial electron transport, succinate to ubiquinone; tricarboxylic acid cycle.
AAGGGAGUCGUGGAAUUAUUUUUAAUUCCAUCUAAUAUAUAAGUGUUUUGUGGCUUUUUUGUUUUUACAUUUAAAUUAAAGAUGGCUUUGUCCAUGUUUCUUCGCAAUUCAGCAUGCACAAGCCGCAUAUUCAGCCAGCAAGUAAUGCGGCUAGCAACUCAGCCUGCGUUUGCGCAGCGCGCCGCCGCCGCCUCCGUGCCUCUCAAGAGCUUAGCUCUUAACCAGAGCAAUAGCACGCCUAUUCUUAAUGCUGUGCGCUCGUUCCGCACGACGGCGCCCGCGCUGGCCGAGCACGCCCACGACCACUCCAAGCUCUGGGUCAUCGAGAAGGCAGUCACGGCCGCCAUGGUGCCGCUCAUCCCCUUGGCGCUGCUGAUGCCCAACAAAGUGUUUGACUCGGUACUGGCCAUACUCAUCACUGCACACAGCUUCUGGGGUCUCGAAGCCAUAGCUGUUGACUACGUCCGCGCCAGCAUUUUCGGCCCCUUCAUCCCGAAGCUGGCAAUCGGCCUCGUGUACCUGGUCUCCAUCGCGACCCUAGGCGGCCUUUUCUACCUCAUCAGCCAUGACGUGGGCCUCGCUAACGCCGUCAAACAGUUCUGGGGGGUUAAGGCUAAGCAGGCGUAGGUUUUGAGUGAAAACUGCCCUUUUUAUAUGCAUGUAUGAAGAAAUGUAGGUAUC